AUGGAUGCUCCAUCGAAUGAGUUGAGAAAAGGUGCAUGGACCGCUGAAGAGGAUUUCCUUUUAAGGAAGUGCAUUGAUAUGUAUGGAGAAGGCAAAUGGCACUUAGUUCCUUCAAGAUCUGGGCUAUAUCGAUGCAGGAAGAGUUGCAGACUAAGAUGGUUGAACUACUUGAAGCCAAGUAUCAAGAGAGGAAAACUUAGCUCUGAUGAAGUUGAUCUUCUUUCUCGCCUUCAUAAGCUUCUAGGAAACAGGUGGUCCUUGAUUGCUGGUAGAUUACCUGGUCGGACCGCUAAUGACGUCAAGAAUUACUGGAACACCCAUAUGAGUAAGAAAUCAUACCCAUCUUGUAAGAGUGAGAUUAAAGAGGGAAACUCUUCUAGCUCAGCGGCCAUCCCAGCCUCAAAAGCCAACGUCAGAAAACCCCAACCUCGAUCUUUUGCCAACAACAACAGUCUCAGCGGCGUGAACUGCCUGCCAGAAGUUGACAUAGAUGAUAGUAUUACAUGUACAAAAGAUGAGGAAAAUGUAAUGGAUGGAGAUAAUAUGUGGUGGGAGAGUUUGCUGAAGGAGGACGGUGGGGUAGAUACGGUGGAUCCGACAGCCAUGGCUACUGACGAGGCAGGUACGUCGCUGAUGAACUCAUCGUCGUCCAUGUUUGACAUUGACAAACUUUGGAGUCUGUUCAAUGAAGAAACCAAGGAGCUUGAUUAA
This is a messenger RNA of Eruca vesicaria subsp. sativa (arugula), 711 nucleotides long. The record is from the annotation of a GenBank genome assembly. NCBI's taxonomy places the organism in Eukaryota, Viridiplantae, Streptophyta, Magnoliopsida, Brassicales, Brassicaceae.